Molecule: messenger RNA, 1909 nt
Organism: Homalodisca vitripennis (glassy-winged sharpshooter)
Lineage: Eukaryota; Metazoa; Arthropoda; Insecta; Hemiptera; Cicadellidae
Product: melanotransferrin-like
Exons: 9
Coding region: 43-1305 (420 amino acids)
Biological process (GO): iron ion transport
Cellular component (GO): recycling endosome; early endosome; plasma membrane
Source: RefSeq, a predicted model, not a curated record
AAAGCUGAAGACAUUCAGAAAACGUUGAAGCAAGUCCUGUCAAUGCCUGACACUCCUGAUGACUUCAUAAGAUUGUUGGAGUCAAAUGUGAUGGUCCCACCGUUGGAACUGACACCCUCUUUGACACCGAAUGACUAUUUAGCAAGCGCUCCUGGAUACCUGAGUGCCAACGCCAUGUCAAUAUGUGGCCAGGGUGCACGAGCCGUCAGUGUUUGCGUCAGCACUUUACAGGAUAAGAUUAAGUGCGACUGGCUGUCUUCUGUAGCUCGAGUGUACGGGUUGCAGCCAUCACUCUCCUGUCUGUAUGGUGCAGAUUGUCUCUUCUCAGUAGCCAACAAAUCAGCAGAUGUUGUUAUAGUUGAUACUGAUACUCUGAUGCCAGCUGUCAGGGACCACAAUCUGAAGCCACUGUUGGUGCAGUUGCCAAUACAGCUAAAGAAGGCCAAGACUGUUUCAGCAGUUGUCAAAACAAACUCCAGUUUUAAGAAACUCUCAGAUUUGAAAGGAAAGAAAGCAUGUUUUUCUUCUGUCGAUGGAAUGGGUUGGACCUCUUUUACAAUAAAAAUGCAGAAGACUGAUUCUUUAGAAAAAGUAUGUCCGUACACCAAAGCAAUUUCAAAGUUUUUCUCAGAAAUUUGUGUCUCAAAACCAAGUCCGGAUGUGUAUGGUUACUCCAAUAUCAAGAUAUGUCCAGCAGAAUAUAACGAGAUAUCUUACGAUGAAGGAGAGAUACAUGAACUGGCUUAUGAUGAUGAAGCUGUAGCGUUUCAAUGCCUUGCAAUUGGAGGAGGAGAUGUAGCAUUUAUUUCAACAGAUUCCAUUCCACAAUUUUUAGAGCACAUGAAGGGCAAUCCGGAGGCCGAGGGGUUAACGGUGGACAGCUUCCGAGCUCUGUGUGAUAGCAGUUCAGCCAAGCACGAGUGUCAACUCAGCUGGGGCAGUUACAGUCAGGUAAUGGUGCGAGAUAAAAUCCUACCCUCACGGGAAGAAGACGUGAGGUCUUUGUUCACAGGAUUGAACAACUUGUUCGGUCACAUCAAUACACCCUCCACUCGCACGUUCAAUAUGUUUGAGAAAUCUAACAGCCUCUUCGACACAUCGGCUUACAGUUCGCUAGAAAGUGUACAGCAGCGCUUGGAGCAGAUCGAGGAUUUCCUGAAAAAGGCAAAGCUUCGACCUGACAACUACGAGAUCGCUGUGCGAUCUAUGAACAAGUGCUCCACUCCUUCAAGCGCCAACAGGGUUUCUUUAUCUCUGACUACGCUUUUGGUUUUUAUUUGUUUGAUAUUACGUAAUAAUAAUUAACAAUUAGACGUCUAAUAGACGUUUCUGAAGACUGAAAACUUAACAGUUUUUUCUACAUGAUAUAAGCUAGUUCUAUAAUUUUUAUUACUUAAUAAAUUAUGUGUAACUUAGAUUUUAUACUGAAAAUUUGUCAUUUUUAAACUAAAUAAGUAAUCAUUAUUUGACAAUAGGAUGCAUUUAUAUAUUUACUGUUUAAAAUUUCCCCUGUUAGUAUUAACAAAUUAGCGUUUAUAAUAUUUCAAGUUUAAAAUUAAAUAAAAAUUUAAGUAUUUUAUUUUCUUGACUUUGAUAGGUGUUUUUAUAGAUUAUGAUAUAGUGACUGUAUAGUGUAAAACUACGAUCAAAUUUACAUAUUUAUAACAUUGUACUUUUGCGAUAGUAAUAGAUAUGUUGUGUAUUUUUUAUUAUAUUGUUUUAAGUCAUGUAACAUGAGAAUAUAGGUUUAAAGAUUGAAUUAUCAAUAGAAUAAUUAUAAGGAAUUCAAUUAUAUGGAAUGCAAAUAGAUAUAAAUAGCUCAACACCAAAUAUGCCAUUGUUUAUGUUUGUACUUUUAACUAUAUUAACAAAUAUUUUGAUUUGUAUAUAAAAUGUUAUUACAUUCAAA